UCUUAUAAUUUCUGAACGGUACUUCCAAUAUCAAAAUUCUCAAACACGUGUUGUAUAUGUCAAAUUUGCGAGUGAUUUCAAAGUUUAGCUCGUGAAAUAUUAUUUUUGUAACUUUCUAGGCAUGAAAAAUAAAUAAAUUACGUGUUUUCAAACAGUAGUAGGUGGAAAUUGUAAUCCAAAAUGGCUCAUAUAUCUUAUCCAUUCAAAAAAACUAACAAAACUUUGUAUCAAAAACCAGCAUCUAUACUUACAGAAGAUUCACUGUAUUGGAAGAAAUUAGGGCUGCCGUACUUAGUGAAAGAGUUUGGUGCUAUUGACUAUUUAGAUUUCAGUCCAGUUGAACCGUACUAUUUUGCCGCAACAUGCUCAGUGCGAGUGCAGAUUUAUGAUCCAAUAACAAAAGUUGUUGCAAAGAAUAUUUCUAAAUUUGUGGAAGCGGCUUAUGGUGCUACUUUUAGAACCGAUGGACGUUUACUGGUAGCUGGAAGUGAAGAAGCAGUGGUCAAAUUAUUUGAUGUUCAGUCUAAGAAUGUUCUUAGAGUGUUUACAGGACACACAGGACCAGUCCACAGAACAUUCUUCACAAAAGACCAAGUUAAAGUUCUCAGUUUGUCAGAUGACAAAUCAGUUUGCCUCUGGGAUAUUGCAACAGAAGAAAAGGUCGCCACUUUCUCUGAACACACAGACUAUGUGAGAGCAGGAGCACCAAGCCCCAUAUCCCCAGAUAUAAUUCUUUCAGGAGGAUAUGACCAUGCAGUAAAACUUUAUGACUGUAGAUCUAAUGAAACUGUUUUAACAGUAAAUCAUGGCAGUCCAGUUGAAUCAACACUGUUCUUACCUUCCGGAGGCUUGUUCAUCAGUGCAGGAGGAACAGAAAUCAAAGUCUGGGAUAUAUUCAAUGGAGGAAAGCUACUUGCCAACAUUUCACAACAUCAUAAAACUGUAACAACACUCCGUCUUGCAAGCAACAAUAGCAGGCUAAUGUCAGCAUCUUUAGACAGACAUGUUAAAAUUUACGACAUAUCUAGUUUCAAGGUUGUUCACAAUAUUGACUUCCCCAAUGCAGUACUGAGCAUGGCAAUUUCAGAACAUGAUGAUGUCUUGGCUGUCGGUAUGGUGGAUGGUGUUAUUUCAAUAAGAAAAAGAGAACAACCAAGUCAUCACACUGGAGAAAAGCAAGGACUAUUCAAAUUUGCACCAGACCAUGUUGAAGUUGGCACAACUACAGUAGAUACAGUUGUAUCAAAACAAAAAGCUGUAAUAGAACCAGAAUGUGAUAAACUACUGAGAAAAAGUGAAUUUAGCAAAGCAUUGGCUACAGUGCUUAAAGCUGUUGUAGCAACAAAGCAUCCAGAAAAAACGGCUGCUGUUAUUCAAGAAAUGUUACGCAGGAAAAUUCUUCACAUUGCAAUGGUUGGAUUGGAUGAACAGAAAAUAGGAGCAUUACUAAAAUUCUUUAUUAAAAAUCUUGGUGAAACUAGAUUUACAAGAACAGUCAUUGAUGCUGCCAAUGUCUUUGUAGAUGUUUUUGAUGCUCAAGUUAAAUUAUUUUCAGAACAAAACUUGUGGUUGUAUAAGUCUUUGCAGAAAGAGUUAAGAGAAGAAAUAGAAGUAUGUAAGAAAGUCAGUGAACUUGAAGGAGCUAUUAGUCUGUUACUAGCUGGAGCUCAAGUUGAUACAAGUAGCACUUUAGAAUCAAAUGAACCUUUAAUACCUUCAACUAAAGCGCAGAAGGAAAUUGUUAUUGAUGUAUGAAUAAAAAAUAUAAAAUAUUUUGA
Pectinophora gossypiella (pink bollworm) is the source of this 1778-nucleotide messenger RNA. Its product is annotated as U3 small nucleolar RNA-associated protein 15 homolog. The transcript is spliced from 4 exons. Gene Ontology annotation, molecular function: protein binding. The coding region runs from base 181 to 1755 and encodes 524 amino acids. Gene Ontology annotation, biological process: rRNA processing; positive regulation of transcription by RNA polymerase I. The record is from RefSeq and is a predicted model, not a curated record. Gene Ontology annotation, cellular component: nucleolus. Lineage: Eukaryota; Metazoa; Arthropoda; Insecta; Lepidoptera; Gelechiidae.